This is a messenger RNA of Xiphophorus couchianus (Monterrey platyfish), 1949 nucleotides long. Its product is annotated as zinc finger BED domain-containing protein 1-like. NCBI's taxonomy places the organism in Eukaryota, Metazoa, Chordata, Actinopteri, Cyprinodontiformes, Poeciliidae. The coding region runs from base 633 to 1949 and encodes 438 amino acids. The record is from RefSeq and is a predicted model, not a curated record. The transcript has 3 exons.
UUUAUUAUUUUGAAUUGGAAUUGUAAUCUUUAAUAAUUAAUCUGUAUGUCACUUACCCCUGCUACAGCUUGCUUAAUAAAUGUAUCUUUAUAAAAUUCUAUAGAGGUUGGUGGACAUUGAAAUUAAUUGAGUCACUGAUUAUUUUAGUUUCUCCAAUUAAAGUAAAACCAGUGUACAUGAUUCCAGUAAUGUGGUGGCUUCGGACUUUCCUUUAGUGAGAGUAAAAAUAACGACCCUGGGACUUGAAUCUAAGUCCCUAAAUCUAAUCUAGCCGUUUCCAAGUGCAAGGUUAUUUAAGAGAGAGGGCUACCGUUAACAGGAGUGGUUAUUGGGACUACGCAGCUGUGUGGGCUACUCAGUUGACUGUUCCUUAACUGUAGAGGGUCGUAACUUCUGGAUCGAAGGUAGUUAGAGCUAGACGAGUCUCUCUCGCCACCGGUUUAAACAGAUUAUCUCUAAUAGACGUUCUGUAGGGUAAGACCCAAGUCUUAGAGAUAUUCCGGACCCGUUAGACGGAGAACUGGUCAGUAGUCAGCUCAGAGGAGUUGUGAGGAGUGGGCGGGGCUGACUAUUGAGUGAUUAACUCUACACCAGCCACCAGAAAACAAGACCUGGGUGAAGCUCUAGUCUCCAUGAUAGUGAAGGAUACCCAGCCUUUCACUAUUGUGGAUGACGUUGGAUUCAGGACAUUUGUGUCUAAGCUGGAUCCCAAUUAUGUUCUCCCUACAAGGCAGGCUCUGAAGGCCAUGGUGGAGGCCAAAUAUGAGUCUGCUAAGGAGCACACUAAGGCUAAAGUAGAGAAGGUGGCUGCUGUUAGCCUUACAUCAGAUAUGUGGACAUCCAUCAACAUGGAUGCCUACCUGGCAGUGACAUGCCACUUUGUGGAGGAGAACGAAAAGCUGAGCUUGGUGUUGUUGGGAGUGCAGACAUUCCCCCAGUCUCACACUGCUGAAAAUAUUGCUUGUGUGAAAGCCUCCCUGAUGGAGGAAUGGGGAAUCUCAGGCAAGGUGACAUGCAUGGUCACCGAUGGUGCUCCUAAUAUGGUGGCAUGCGUGAGAGAGCUGAAGCUUCACCACCACAUUUGUGUUGCUCACACCCUCAAUCUUGUUGUGAAGAGGGCGCUUGACCAGCACCCUGUGCUCUCUGGCCUCCGGGCCAAAGCAAGGAAGCUGGUUGGUUACUUUAGAAGCAGCACCACUACUAAGGUAUGCUCUUUUCUUUUAUUCCAAUAUAUAAUGUUAAUAGUUUGUCUGUACUCCUACUGCAGUGACUUAAUGGCCUACUCUUCUGUAUCUUUAAAGGAGAAGCUUACACAAGUGCAGCUUCAGCUGGGCAUGCAAGCAACCAAGCUGAUGCAGGAGGCGGAAACAAGAUGGAACAGCACCUACUUGAUGCUGCAAUGUCUGGUGGAGUUGAGGGAGCCAGUAGGAGCGGCAUUGGCUGGAUUACACACUGACAUUCCCUUUUUCACUGCCAGUGAGUUUGACAUUGUUGUAGCGUGCCUUUCUUUACUCUCUCCUUUCUAUGACGCCACCACGGAGCUCUCUGCAGAAGAGGACGGGGAUAAAGUUAUCCCCCUCCUGAAGAUGAUAGAGAAAGCCCUUCAGGAGGAAGACACCAAGUCGGCACCCGCAGUAGCAGUGGAAAUAGGAGAGCAGCUCAUCAGACAGCUCAGGGAGAAGCUGCACAUGCUCCAGUCAAUGAGCAUCUUGUCGUUGGCUACACUCCUGGACCCACGAUUUAAACUUAUAGCAUUUUUCAGCAACACAAAAGCUGCUGAAGCAGUGAAGCGCUUGACUUCAGAGUGUGCCACCAUCAUCCGACGGAACACAGAAGAGAACACUCACGAGAUUCCCCAGGCUUCCACCUCUCAAGAAUUCACUGGAGGUGCUCAGGCCUCUGAGGAAUCUUUUAGCCUGAACACUCUGCAGAGGAAGAGACAGAGGUAA